Messenger RNA from Clunio marinus, 210 nucleotides. The record is from the annotation of a GenBank genome assembly. NCBI's taxonomy places the organism in Eukaryota, Metazoa, Arthropoda, Insecta, Diptera, Chironomidae.
AUGCAUAAAAAUAUCGGGCUGUGGCUUGGAGAGUUCAAGGAGAUCUUUGAAGAGAUGGCGGAGGCAGAGAAGCCACAUAACAAUUUCAUUACCAUAUUAAAAAUCAUUUCUCUUCCUAAUUGGAUUGCAAAAAGAUUUUCUGGAUAUUUUUAUUUAUAUCGUGCCUGCGUAGUUUACAAAAUCAUCGGAAAAACUGAUAUGUGCACAUGA